Messenger RNA from Onthophagus taurus, 3288 nucleotides. RefSeq lists its product as uncharacterized. NCBI's taxonomy places the organism in Eukaryota, Metazoa, Arthropoda, Insecta, Coleoptera, Scarabaeidae. The record is from RefSeq and is a predicted model, not a curated record.
UAUAAAUGACAUUAGCUCAAAGUCUAAAUUAUUAGUUUAUAUAGUAAUUAAAAUGCCGGGAAUUCGGGAAUUUAGAACAUGUUGCGAUUGCAAUUCAAUAGUAGAAACGACUCAUUCGCCUGGUUUACAUGAUGAUUGUGAAUGUAAUAUGGACUUUCUUGGAACUCAAUAUGAUAGAUACAGCUACAAAAGAUUUCUAUAUCCACAAAAUAUGAAAUGGAUGCAAUGCAGGUAUCCAGGAAUUUCUAAGAAAACAUCGUUUAAAAAUAAACAUUUAACCGCCAUUCAUUCCCCACCAUGGUGGAAUUUAAAUAAAUUUAAUAAAAUUUCGCUAGGUAGUAGUUUAAACCUUUGCACAAGCGACGAACAAUAUCAAGAAUGUACCAAGUUAUCUUCAUUGGAAAUGAAAAGGGCGGUUGGUUUAGUAUAUCCAUGCUUCAUAGAUGACAACAAUCGAAACAAAAGAAAACUUAGAAGUACAACAAAUUUUCGUGACGGUAAGAAACCAAAAGAGCUAACGACAGUCUACAAAAGAGAAUGCGACAUGACAUCAUUAAGUACAUCAGAUUCUGGAACGUUAUGCUCUUCUAUUCAUACACAACGUGAAAUACUUCAAGUUCCAUCUGUCAAUUUGAAGUACAAUACUCCUGAGACCAACGUGGAAUGUUGUUUAGUAGAAAGGGUGAUACCUUUUAAAAGAGACAACACUGGUUAUUUUGAAGUUGUUUCACCGAAUGAUAAUUUUGUACCAGGAAAGACUCGCAAGUCUCGAGGGAAACAUAAAAAAAAUAAAGUCCAACUUACGACAACAACAGUAACAACACCCGUGUCAGAAGGAUUACAAGAAACAAAGAUACAAAAUAAUAAGAAAGAUGUGCUAACUCCCAUUAUUGAGUAUAAACCAGAUCAAGCACCAACGAAUUACGUUACUGCAAAGUCUUACCAUUCGAUAAUAAGAACAAAGGAAACAUCUUAUACUCCAGACGAUAUUGAAAACAUAAAUUAUGAAACAAAAAGAAUUUCGACGUUACAUAAAGAAGACGUAAAAAGAGUGUCGUUUUUAGAGCUUGAUAAAUUUCCUACCAAAAUUAAUAAGGAUAUCGAUGCUAAACGAUUAAAUGAUAUCAAAAUGGAGGAUAAAUCUUUAUCCGCACAUUUAUCGUCAUCUAGUGAUGAUGGAAAGCUACCUCCUAGUAUUACAAAAAUUUUGACUGAAUUAUUAUUAGACCCAGAACAUGAAAAAGUCAUUAAAAAUGUUCUUCAUAGUUUAGCACGGAAAGCUGCCAUAAGAAAAUCGUUAUCCAACACCAUCUUAGAAUUAAAAGGGAAAGAAAAACUGGGAAUAUCGAAAAGGAGAAGUUCUGGAUCUAUCCAGAAUGUGAGUAGCUCCGAUUUGGACCGUUUGCACUUUGAAAAAUAUAAAGCAUCAGUAGAUGUGGCGAUUAAACUGUUGGAGGAUCGUAUGACGAAAAAGAUUUACGAUGCGGUGAGAAGCAAAGAACAUAAACGAAAACGGAAAGAAGAUACAGAAAAAUAUUAUAAAGAUAUAGUUACUUGCAGUGUUGAUAAAGAGAGUUAUGUUAAAGGGAAAGCUCGUCGUGGAUUAGAUUCGCAAAAUUCUUUGCUUUCUUUCAAAGAUUUGGCAGAGAAACCAUACCCAAGUGAAGAUAUAAGAACUACGUUAGCAUAUAACUGUCACGUUAAACCAUCUACAAGUCCAUUUAAGAAAAAUCAAGAAAAAUACGAACAUCCUCGACGAAAUACUUUUAGUAUACCGGGUCAAAAUGACUUGCGUCAAAAUCAAAGUAAUGUAGGACAACCAACAAAUAGUCCGCGAGAAAACAAAGCAAAUGAUGUUGAAAAAAAUGAGGAAAAUCCAACGAAAGAAGAAGCAUUAUUGAAAAAAACUGAAUCUAAAACAAAAAUUAUAAAUAGUUCCACCCAACUGAGUAACAAUGAAUUUACACCAAUGCUUCAAAAUUGCGAAGAAUUUAUAGAAACGAAUAGUAAGAAAGUAUCUCCAGCAGAUAAUUCUAAUGAAGAUAGUAUGGAUUCAAACAAUAGUUAUCCGAGAGGUUUUCGAGAAGUGUGCCGCAAUGAUACUAAAAGAAGACGAGAAGAUAAACAUCCAAGAAAAACAUCGCCUGAUUAUCAAGUAGAUAACGAAAAAAUCCACCGCUUCCAGCAUAAAAAGUAUCAAGAUAGUAAAACAAGAUAUAAAAGUAGUUCUCGUGAUGUUUUAUCACUGAGUGAACAUCCACGAAAUUCUGUUUAUAAACAUCCUAUAGAUUACUGUAAUAUAUCACCUCCAAGAGAUUAUCGCGAUAACAAUAAUGUUUAUGAAAAUCAAUUUGAAGUAAGAGAUGUAAUUUUAUCACCUCCAGAUACAUCAAUUUCCGAAAAAGAUAGUUAUGGUCCUCAAAAUAACGAUAACGGACGAUUACCACGUAUUCAAGAAUCUAAAGAAAAUAAUAAACCUAUACUUAAUACAAAAACCAUGCAACCUAACCAUUACAAUCGAUUUCAUCCGGAAUACCCAGACAAAUUGUUUAGUAGAAACACGAUUGAAAAAGUUGAUGCUUUAUUCAAUAAUAAUAAACAUCCUGUACCAUUGGAUUAUAGCCUAAAUCCUAGUAGCAAUAGUACAUCUGUUACUCGCACUUCGCAACAUGACACCCAUUCAGUUGGAAGUAAACAAUUUUCAACACCACCGAUUUCAUCUUCUAACGAAGACGAAAAAGUAAGAAAAUCAAAUAAAAGUAGUAAUUUAGGACAAGAAACGAAAAUGAAAUUUAGUGAAUCUACUAAUCGAUGUCGACGGCUACCACAAUAUGAUGAUAACGAUGAUUCUAGGGAUUAUAAUGAAAUUAUGCCACCCGAAUAUUAUUGUAAUUAUGGUUGGUAUAUGAGACCAUAUCAAAAUAGUCCGAUGGGACAUUAUGAUAACUUACCCUAUAUGAAUAGGAUUCAACCCAAAAAUUAUCCAUCGGCACAUAGUUCUCAAGAUUCUCUACACGAUCCUUAUACUUAUGGACCUAUUUAUUCUGAACGGAUUAGGUAUACUUGUAGAUUUCAAGGAACCGAAAAUGCAAACUUAAUAAGCUUUGUGGUAUUUUUGAUGCUAUUUAUCGGGUUGUUUCAAUAUCUAAAUAUUCAUAUCACGUAACAAAAGUAUAUAUAAGAUCAAAUCUAAGCAUUCUCUUUUGUUUUCUUAAAUACUCUCUCAGGAUUUAAUGUAUUGUACUCAAAUAAUAUUUUUAAUAAUAAUCAAACGUUGUAUACAAGUGA